AUGAUUUUUAUACUGUAUUAUUAUUACUAUUAUUAUCGAUAUUAAAUUUAAAAUAUUAUUAGUAUUUAAGUAUUAUAAUAUGGUCACGAAACUACAUUGCUGUGCAUAGCCAUUAGCCGCACAACAGACGAUUGUUGCGACGAUAGACCGGUCGGCGGCCGUAGCCAGUAGCACUGUUAGCUGUAAAUAAUAAUUAGUAGUUAGUACUUCACUGGCUGCACGUCCUUACCAGGGUCCGGUAUUUGAACGUCUUAUUUAACUCGUAGUCAAACGAUAAACAAAUAGAUUUAACACGUUUCGUUAUUCCGUUUUCAUGAGCACCGCCGAACGCGUUAGAAAUGUCGACUUUCAGUAAAUCCGAUGAGUACGGAUUCGUGCGUCCUGACGAUUUCGAUUAUGUUGAAUAUGAAAAGUUCAUGACUGUUUACUUCACAAUACUUACUAAAUGUUCAAUGAGAUGGUCACGUCUAUUGACGUCCAACCCACAACUGAAGAGAAACGCUCAACUAAAAAAAUUUGUACGUAAAGGAAUACCACUUACGCUCAGGGCACAAACUUGGACUUCUAUCAGUGGUGUACAGAAGUUAAAGGACAAGUAUGGGCCAAAUACGUAUAAACGCAUGCUAAACAAACCAAUUAAUGAAGACAUCAGGAAUAUAAUCACAGUUGAUGUUCCACGAACAUAUCCAGACAACAUUUAUUUUCAUCCAAAUUCUGAAAAUCAAAAGACUUUGUUUAGGAUAUUAUGUGCAUUUGCAGCAUGUAAUCCAGAUGUAGGCUACUGUCAGGGUUUAAAUUACAUAGCUGGUUUAUUACUAUUAGUUACUAAAAAUGAAGAAACUUGUUUUUGGUUACUGCGAGUAUUAGUGGAAAAUAAACUACCAGACUAUUAUUCUAAGACAAUGGAUGGUGUCAUUGUUGAUAUUGAAGUUUUUUCACGCUUAGUAAAAAAAAAAUUUCCUGAAGUGUCUCAACAUAUGAAUGAUUUAGAAAUGCCGUGGGCAUUAGUCGCUACUAAAUGGUUUAUUUGCCUUUUUUCUGAGGUCUUACCAAUUGAGACAACUUUGAGAGUUUGGGAUUGUUUAUUUUAUGAAGGAUCUAAGGUUAUAUUCAGAGUUGGUUUGAUGUUAGUGAAAUAUUAUAAAAAAGAUUUGUUGGAAUGUGAAGACAUUGUAUCAUUGGCAGAAUGUUUUAAGUCAAUCAUUCAACGGCCAUUUCCUCUAAACUGCCAUAUAUUUAUUAAACAAAUGUUUUCAGACAUUGGAUCAUUACCCAUGUCAUUGAUUAAUGAUCUACGUAGACAAGUAUCCGCUGAACGCAAUACUGAUAAAUCUACCUAUAAAAAUAGAAAAGGCUGAUUUUGUAUAGCUAUUAAUUAUAAGAGUUUAUGAAAUGUUUGUACAGAUGAAUAAAUUCUAGUCAUAUUGUAUUUUUAUGUUGUAACAUAUGGCUUAUAUUUAAUUUUUUUAAAGUCAAAGUUUUCAAUGAACUAUUAUUCUAUUAAAAUAUAUCAUUUUUAAAGUAUUAUAAUACACUGUAAGUAGCUAUACAUAAAACUCUGUAUUUAUAUAUAUCAUAAAUUUAUUCUGUUAUAUCAAAUAAUCUUUUGUUGUUUUUAAAUGUUCUAGUUUUAUACAUUAUGAUCAAUAUGUGGCUGUGGCUAUAGUGUUUUUUUAAUUUAAUGUUGUAGAAUGUUUAAAUAGCAAUAUAUCUUAAACCAGUGGUUCUUAACCUUUUUUAGUUCAGCGUCCCUUCACCGCGAUAACUGACGACUUAACCCCUCAUCUCUUGUUCAAACCAAUCAAAAAAUUCUCAUACAAAUAAUUAAAUUUAACCAGUAUUCUAAAUUAAAAUAAAAAGUCUAAAUUUAAUAUAUAGUAAAUAAAUGUUUUGUUUGACUCCAAUUAAGUUAGAUUCAAAAAUCUAACAAUCCCCCCCCACCCCUGAAAGACCAAAAUGCCCCAUUAGGGGCGGUAUCUUAUUAUGGGGCAUUAAGAACCACUGCCUUUACUAUCAUUGUAUGUAUUUAAGUCAAAUAUUUUAGCAAUAUUAUCUGCCAUUUAAUGAUGAGUAAGUUAUGAUUAUUUAAAAAAAAUUUUAUAAAAAUGAUUUUAUAUUGUACCAUUUAUUUUUAUUAAGAUUAAGGUAUAUUGUUGAAUUAUUUUUAUUUGUAUCUCUAAGCGCUAAAAA
Rhopalosiphum maidis (corn leaf aphid) is the source of this 2190-nucleotide messenger RNA. Its product is annotated as growth hormone-regulated TBC protein 1. Lineage: Eukaryota; Metazoa; Arthropoda; Insecta; Hemiptera; Aphididae. The coding region runs from base 339 to 1358 and encodes 339 amino acids. The transcript is spliced from 7 exons. The record is from RefSeq and is a predicted model, not a curated record.